Kazachstania africana CBS 2517 is the source of this 732-nucleotide messenger RNA. It is a transcript of the gene LHP1, whose product is annotated as tRNA maturation protein LHP1. Bases 1 to 732 code for a protein of 243 amino acids. Gene Ontology annotation, biological process: RNA processing. The record is from RefSeq and is a predicted model, not a curated record. The transcript has a single exon. NCBI's taxonomy places the organism in Eukaryota, Fungi, Ascomycota, Saccharomycetes, Saccharomycetales, Saccharomycetaceae. Gene Ontology annotation, molecular function: mRNA binding. Gene Ontology annotation, cellular component: nucleus.
AUGUCGAGCAGUAGACGUAACUCGUUCCAAAACAUCGAAUUCACACCUGAAACACGUCGUGAAUGUUUGAAACAAGUAGAAUUCUAUUUCUCUGAGUUUAACUUACCAUAUGACAAGUUUUUACGUUCCAUUGUGAACAAGAAUAAUGGCUGGGUACCAAUUAGUACAAUCGUUACAUUCAACAGAAUGAAGAAGUACAGACCAGUGGAAACUGUUGUGGAAGUUUUGAAGGAGUCCAAAAUCUUGAUGGUUUCAGAAGAUGGUGAAAAUGUCAAGAGACGUGAAGCAUUAGUUAUUGAUAAAGAUUUGCAAAAUUUGAAAAAAAUUAUUGUCAUGGGAUUCCCAACUGAUAAGGAAAAUAUGCAAGAAAUUUUAGAGAAAUGGUUUGACGAUGUCAGUUCUGGAUCUAUUACCCAAGUUAGAUUAAGGAGAGAACGUGGUAAGAAAUUUAAUGGUGACGUUAUCAUUGAUUUUAAAAGCGUUGAAGAUUGUAACGCUUUUUAUGAUAAAUAUCCAGAAGCUGAUCCAUUGACUUUUGAAGAGAAAAAAUUAUCUUUAGUAAAGAAAAAGGAUUUUGAAUUACAAAAGCAAGCCACCAAAGCUAAAAAUUUCAGUGGUAGUGGUCAAAGGUCAAGAUCCUUCAGUGGUCAUAGAAAAAAUAUGCCAAAAUUGACGCAAGAGUCAAAUGACGAAAAGAAAGAUGAUAACGAAGAUGAAAGUGCUGUCAUAUAA